GAGAGAAGAGAACGGGAGUUGUGAGAGAGGGUUAGAGUUAUAAAUUAUAACUAAAAGGACUACUUCAGUUUGUCCAGAGUCUGACAAAUUAAGAUUAAAAUUUGAGUUUUUGAUUAGAAAAUAAUAAUCCAUAGAAUCUAUACUUAUAUAUUUUCAAAACUAGAGAUAUCCCACAUUUAUAUUAGAUUUCGCCAUUUCGGACAAAUGCACCCGAAAUGCUUAAAUUUUGUUUUUUUUUUUCUUUAUAAUAUAUUUUUAUUUGAAUGUAUUUAGAGGGAGAUAAUAUCUUGUUUCUUUUUUUUUUAGAUUUAACAAAAAUUACGGGGAAAAAACAACUAGAAUAUAAAAAUUGCCAUUUCUAGCUGAAACAACAUAAAAAAAAAUUCCGAAACCACCCUUAGAGAAUAUAUUGGCGAUGCUUCCUUGCAUAUCUAGGCCCUUGGUAAGGUCGAACACAACACCGCCAUUUUUCCACUCUCAAAAAAAAUUCAGCAAUUUAUUCAGUCAUUCGAAAAACCCAUCUUCUUCUUCUUCUUCUUCAUUGGCAAUAAUAGAUAGCAACAACAGAAUGGCAGAGAUUGAAUCCAACACCUCGGUUACUGUACAAGAAUGGCAGGGUUGGGGCUCGAUUUCUCCUGUGCCCUCCAUCGUUAAUCAAGUCAUUCUCGAUUUGAAUCUCUUGGAAAAAGAGAUUGUUUCUCCCAUGACCUUCGGUAGCAACCACGGAAAACUCUCGGGAGAGUUCAAGGUGUAUGAAGAUAAGAAGCAUAGGGCAAAGUAUGCUUGUUUAUCUAAUUCCGAAGAAAAACUCCAAUUCUUUUCAGCUCGACAAAUAGCCUGUCGAUUACUUGGCAGCAGGGGUUAUCUCUGCCAAAAGUGCUGGCUUCCCUUGGAAGAUUGCAUGUGUUCAAGAGUUACAGUGUGUCCCCUUUGGCAUGGAGUGCGUAUCUGGUUAUAUAUGCAUCCAAAGGAUUUUUUAAGACAAAACAAUACGGGGAAGUUAUUAUGGCAAGUUUUUGGGGUUGAAGCUGCAAGUUUGUGUCUCUAUGGAAUAGCUGAGCAUGAGAAUAUGAUGUGGAAUGAAUUGAAUCAGGCAGGUAGAAACAAGGUUUGGUGCCUUUAUCCAAAUAAGAAUGCAGAGACUGAAUCUGUGAAAGAUAGUGUUGGCUGCUCAGAAAAUCUACGGAGGCUAGCGGCACCGGGAAAUAAAUACGACACCAUGCACUUUAUUUUGAUUGAUGGUACUUGGAGCAAUUCAGGUGCAAUGUUCAGACGUUUGCAGGACCGAGCUAAAUCAGAAUGGGGGAAGGAACUUGGUUGCAUAUCUCUCAACACAGGUGCAUCUUUGAUGCAUAAACUGCGACCACAACCAUCGUGGGACCGUACAUGUACAGCAGCUGCAGCAAUAGGGCUACUCUAUGAACUCCAACUUAUUACAGAGUUAAGUUCAUUCGGAUUGGACAAACAGGCUGAAGCUAUAGAAAACGCAUUGGAAGUUUUAUUGGAAGCUCUUACUGCUCGAAGGCUCCGUAUGGGCAGAUCCGUUUCUCGUAGGGAAAGACACAGCACAGAUAUUUGCUGACCUCUCCAGAGAGAGAGACAGAGAGAGAAUGAAUAUACAAUCGUUUCAAACCUCCAGAGACAGAUUUUGUUAUCUUUCGAAUAGUGGCUUCUUAUUUUGGCUCCAACAAAGAUAUAAUUACGUCUUCGCCACUGGUAAAGAGCAUAGAGUAUGGUGCAUUUAGGCAGAGGAUUUUUUUUGAUUAUUUAGUGACUGAUUUAUGGCAAAUGAUUUGAUUCUCCAUUAGAGAUAGAUAAUCCUCUCAGCAGUUAGUUACCCUUUGUGGCAGCAGUGAACAGAUAGAUAAUCAAGUGUGCUUAUGGAAAAAUGUCAAGUAAUGAAUGUUAAAUCAAUUGAAGUUGCUUUGAUGGAU
Messenger RNA from Erythranthe guttata (spotted monkey flower), 1934 nucleotides. RefSeq names its product DTW domain-containing protein. The record is from RefSeq and is a predicted model, not a curated record. NCBI's taxonomy places the organism in Eukaryota, Viridiplantae, Streptophyta, Magnoliopsida, Lamiales, Phrymaceae.